AUGCAGCUUCAUGCUUUUUAUACCCUGGUGCUGGGAGUGUCAUUGGUGAAAUCAUCAGAUCCUGAGCCAUGCAGAUGUGAAGAGAAAGUCAACAUCUGCACUGUUGUUCCUGGCAUCAAUGGACUGCCAGGAACCCCAGGAAGUAAUGGCUUACCAGGAAGAGAUGGGAAGGAAGGUCCUCCAGGGGCAAAAGGAGACCAAGGCUUACGAGGAAUACAGGGGCCUCCGGGAAAAGCUGGACCUCCUGGUUCAAAAGGAGAUCAAGGGGUAAAAGGGCAACAAGGUGAUAGUGCAAGUAAAGAACCUGAAGUUCUUAAAACUCAGAUUCAGGAUUUACAAGCAGAGCUGGAGGCUCUAAAGGAGAAUCAGAAAGGUAAGACAGAGAACACCAUUCGAAGUCGUGCCUUCCCAAGCUUCACCAGAAUAGGAACCAAAAUAUUUGCAUCUAAUGGAGCUGAAGCCCAUUUUGAAAUUGCAAAAGCCAUCUGUUACAACUUUGGAGGACAACUCGCUUCUCCAAGAAACACAGAGGAAAACAACGCUGCAGCAAAACUGGCUUCAAAACUAGGACGACAUGCCUUUCUUGGAAUGACUGACCAGGAGACUGAAGGCACUUUUAAGCAUCUUGAUGGGGACACAGUAGAAUACUCAAGGUGGGCAGCAGGAGAACCUAAUGGAGAACAUGAGGAUUGCAUAGAGUUGUACUCGGAUGGCAAGUGGAAUGACAUUACUUGCAAUGCAAGUCGGUUAAUCCUCUGUGAGUUUUUAUCUGACCAUCCUUCUUUAAGUUUGUUAGGGUGGUAUUAA
Python bivittatus (Burmese python) is the source of this 807-nucleotide messenger RNA. Lineage: Eukaryota; Metazoa; Chordata; Lepidosauria; Squamata; Pythonidae. The record is from RefSeq and is a predicted model, not a curated record.